AUGCCUUCGUACGCUAAAUUUCUUAAAAAGAUUCUAACCAAGAAGCAGAAGCUUAUAGUAGAAGAAUCCACUAUCUUGACAGAGAAGUAUAAUGCAAUUAUGCAGAAGAAUUUGCCUCCGAAAAUAAAGGAUCUAAGGAGUUUCAGUAUCCCUUGUAUGAUUGGAUCAACGAAAAUAGAGAGGGUCUUAUGUGAUCUUGGCGCUAACAUCAAUGUAAUGCCAUUAUCUAUGAUGAAGAAGCUGGAAAUCACAGGGGUGAAGCCCAUCAGGAUGAUCCUGCAACUAGCUGACCGUUCCACCAAGCACACCUAUGAAUUAAUAGAGGACAUACUUGUUAAGGUGGACAAGUUCAUCAUUCCGAGGGACUUUGUUAUCUUGGACAUAGAGGAGGAUACAUUGUUCCCAUGA
Gastrolobium bilobum is the source of this 408-nucleotide messenger RNA. RefSeq lists its product as uncharacterized. The record is from RefSeq and is a predicted model, not a curated record. NCBI's taxonomy places the organism in Eukaryota, Viridiplantae, Streptophyta, Magnoliopsida, Fabales, Fabaceae. The transcript has a single exon. The coding region runs from base 1 to 408 and encodes 135 amino acids.